Molecule: messenger RNA, 5379 nt
Organism: Mya arenaria
Lineage: Eukaryota; Metazoa; Mollusca; Bivalvia; Myida; Myidae
Exons: 5
Coding region: 154-1338 (394 amino acids)
Cellular component (GO): nucleus
Source: RefSeq, a predicted model, not a curated record
AUUUUUGCUAGCCUUUUCUCCGAUAUUUGAUUGGUCUUUUCUAAAGAUUCUCUGUAUUCUGAUUGGUUCUCGUAAAGUUCUAGGAAAUUCUCGACUUUUUCAGGACACAGAUCGAACAGAAAAAGAUAUUCUGUUUUAAAGACAAUUUAAGAGAUGAAUAGUCCCGGUCCAGAUAUGGAUGUGAUUAAGGAGGUGCCCGGCUACAAGGUCAUCCUGAAGGCCGUUCUCAGAGCACAGAUACAACAGCUGGUAGAGCAGCUGUGUAGCAACACCGAUGAGGAAGUGGUUGUGUUGACCGCGAGCAUUCAUGACGGGAGUCUUACCCAGAUGGGCUCUGCCUGCGGAAACAGCUUCAUCCAGAAGAACUACAACUUGAGGUCAAAAUUCCUCUCCUUCUGUCUACAGAGCAACCAUAACAAAACUGACAGAAGCUCUGCCAACAGGUCCAACCAAUCAGGAACAAGAAGAGCAAAUCGCUCAAAUAGAGGCACACCUCGACAUCAGCCCUAUACAUCAAAGCAAGGGAAGAAAGCAGAUGACCCUAACGUCCAAUCAAAACUUAUUAUGUCUGAGUGUCAAACACAAAACGUUGAUGGUUCAGAUAGAUCGACUCAAGAUGGAUGUUAUGAUAGAAAAACAGUUGAACGUGUGGAAACAAUGACUAAUGAAACUGUGCGCAGUUAUGAUAACUCGUGGUCAGGUGUUUACAGAAUUGGUGAUAAAAUGGUUGCUAUGAAAAAUAACGAAUAUAACAGUCCUAGUUUGACCAAGGAGAAAUGUACAAGUAUGUUUGAAACAAACGAUGUACAUGUGACUGAAGAAAACUAUGGGAAUGAUGAAGAUGUGGAACCUGAUAGUUACACAGCUGCAGAUACUAGUGUACAACAUGGACUAAAUGUUCCUGUAUCAAUUGACAGACUGGAUGGUACAGAUUACCUGACUGGGAAGAAAAGGCCCAACCCAGCGUGCAACAACGACCAGUCAUCUGACUCGUCUGGUAACGAUGAAUUCCAGAUCCUCAUGAAGAUGACCCCGGUAGCUGGGUCUAGCGUGCCAAGCUCCUUGGCAUGUGAUCUGUGCGAUAAACAUUUCACCUUUGCAAGCAACCUUUAUCGACACAAACGCUUGCACGAAAAACAGCGAGCCCAUCAAUGUCCGCACUGUGAGUAUCGCAGCUCAAGGAGUGACCAUAUUCGAUUGCACGUGUACACCAUGCAUAGGGACAAAGAAGGGGCCGACAGUACAUCUACUGGCCAGCCGGAUAACCUGACUGGACAGGAAGAUAAUCCAACUGCAGAAGAAGAUAACCAGCCCGAACAGGAAGGUCAAGUGGUGUAGAAACCAUAAUGAUCUGCAUAUGUUCAACGUGCAUAAGGAAAAAGAGUGGCAGACAUUAUGUCAAUUGGUUAAUAAAGUUUCAGGAAGUAAAGUUUUUGAGUAACACAAUGUUAAGUAUUAAAUUAAUGUUGCAUCACAAUAUGUUUUGGCAUAUGAUUUCAGUGAGUUAUUGACACAUUUCUUUAUAGAUAUAUAAUCAUAAUGUACAUGUAGUACACUUGAUAUUGAAUACAACGGUGAUUAUUUUAGGUAACAUAGGUCAGGUCUUUCAAUGAAAUAAAGUCAGGGUACUGACAUAGCCUUGGUGUUGUUAGAGUUGGCAGUGUUAUGCAAUACUUUAACCUUUCAAGAUAUUGAAAUGAAACCCGUACAAAUGUACACUCUAGUUUUAAUAACUGUUCAAUGAUAUUAAAGAGUUAUGCCCCUUUUUUGACAGCAAAAUACGAGAGGAGCAUUGGUGUUAGCAACACGGAGCUCUUGUUUAAAUAACUGAGGCAUUUGUCUUUGGGACUUAAAUCUGUUAUGCAACAACUUGAAGUUUUUGACAAAAGAAAACAAGCAUUCUAAAUGUACAGAUGGACCGUUAUGAAUUUUUUUUAUUUGGACUGUAAUGAAAUAUUUUUAUUUUUUUGUCUUGGAAUGAGCCAGUUUUUGUGUUAAUGUCUAGAAACUUUGGAUAGAAGACUGCUGACAAAAUAUCAGAUCGCAGUUUUUCAUAUUUACCUUCAAAAAUUGAUGUUUUAUGGUUAAAGCAUUACUAGCGCUUUAAGAAAAAUGAGUUUAUAGGUAGUUUUCCAAGCAAUUGAAAUCAGCUCUUAGUGGGGUAUCUUAUAUGACUGAUUUGAAGGCAAAAAUCAACUGAUUCUGAGACAAAAAAUAAAAUAAAAUCAACUGGCAAUCUGUGAGAGUGCAGCUUUAAAUCAAACAUGCAAGGGGAUUGGGCCACAAAUUCGAAAUAAAGAGUAAAGCACAUCCUUACAAAGUACUUUAUUAUCCUUAUUCUUUUAGAUGUGCAUUCAUUUUUUCUUGCUUGAUUAUACACAUCAUUUAUAAGGUAAAUACCGGGUAGGCUGUGAUAUAUUGAUAAACACAGCAGAGCUCUAAAAAUAUGCACACUAUUACUAUAUAAUGAGCAUUAUGAGCAGUUUUUUCAUUUUCAUAAAUUGUAGUUUGAAUUUUUUUAUAAUAAAUAAUUUGUUGAUUUUUUAAAACAUUCUUUCAAUAAAACUGUAUGCUAAUGUACCAUCACAUAUUGUUAUUUGUUCACAUAUAUAGUCCACAUAUUUGAUAUUUUAAUAUGAUUUAAAAUAUGAUAUUAUAAAAGGUUUUCUCAAAUAAACACUAAGUUUGUAAUACAUUUCCGAGGCAAUGGCCAGAAAUGAAAGACAGGUUUACCAAGGCAAGUUAAAGGUUUUUCUUAGGUAACAUGUGAACUAUUUAGUUGCUUUGAUUGUUAGUUGUCUGUGGUGUUGGUCCAUUAACCUAAUAUGAUAAAAAAAAUUAAUCAAAUAUGACAGAAAAAAAAAAUAUUUUCAAAUUAUGUUGUUUUUUUUUAAAAUACAUAUGCGUGACUAACAGGUCACUAAAGUAGGUCAUCAUUAACAUUUGGGAUUUUUUUUAUUUCAAGCGACCUUCGUUGGAGUGCCCAAAUUGAUUACAUUAAAACAAAAUGUUGGAAGAGAAUGAAUAUUAUGCGUAAAUUAAAAUAUGUGCUGGAUUGUACAUCUCUUGAAACUAUGUAUACCUCUUUCAUUUGACCUUAAAAAAGUAUUUUGGAAUAUGGCGAUAUCCUCUUUGACAAUUGUACACAACAAAAAAAGAAGAGUUUGAGAAAAUCCAACAAGAAGCCGCAAGAAUCACUACUGGUGCAACAAAACUUAUAUCUAUAGCAAAAUUAAUGAAGGAAGUAAGAUGGGAAACUCUAGAACAGCUACGUAACAAGUACAAACUAAUGAUCUUCUUCAAAAUGAAAAAUCAUCUCACACCAGAGUAUCUCUGUGACCUAGUCCCUCAAACUGUCGGCAUCUCUUAUAACUAAUGGUCGCGCAACGCAGAUCAUUAUCAGGAAAUUCCAGCCUGAACAUCCUACCAUUAUAAUUCAUUUCUACCGUCUGUAAUCCGAAGCUUUAAUGCCCUUCCGAUCAGUUUUCAAAGUGCAGCCUCUAUUUCAUCAUUCAAAAAUAUGUUAAAUAGCAACAUCCCGAAAGUACCUUCCAGCUUACUUUAUCACGGCAAUAGAUCACUUCAAGAAAUGCAUAUGCCCCUUUGUACUAACUGCAGUGCUUUAGCUGCUUAUCUCUUUCCAAAAAACAUUGUUGAAAAUUCAGACUGUAUCAGCUGUGGCGUUGUAGAAAACUGUCGCCACUAUUUCCUCAUUUGUACAUGUUUUUCCAUUAUACGGAUGCAGCUACUGGCUGGAAUUUCGAAGUUCUGCACCCCAUCUUUAUUUACUAUCUUGUUUGGAAAUGUAUCACUUCGUCCUGAAUCCAAUAAGUCUAUAUAUAUAUUCAAUUCUGUUCACACAUUUAUAACGAAAACAAAAAGGUUCUAGCCGCCCAAUCCUCCUACUCUCAUGCUCUCUUUUGCUUUCCAACCUCUCACUCUAUUCUCAUACACUAUACUUCAUGCAGUUAUCCAUUCUUUUACAUAAGAAAGAUCAUCAAAAGAUUUCCUUUUUAUACUUCUAAUGUAACGGUCCGCUGUAGGCGGCGGAUGUGCGAUCAUAGUAUAACAUUCCGUUACAGAUGAAAGUACUUUCAUAAUAGGUAUGUUUACUUGGUUGGUAAUAUGCAAAUAAGCAAACCCCGGGCUCAGUGGGGAUUGAGAAUUUACUGUAUAUAAAGACCAGUGGACCCUCCAGGGUCAAGCAUGUUUUCUCUGAAGGGAUCUGUUGCGUCUUUGACGUUGCACUUUAAUUGUGUUUCCUCUAAAACAUUAUAUUCUAUGAUUUAACUUAUUUUAGUUUUACAUGUACGUAACCACAUAUAAAAACUGACAUGUGUUAAAUUGUAUUAUCCAAAAAGCCAUGAUAUGCUCACAUUUUGCAAUUCAUCAACGGUAUGAAAGAGCUCUCAGAAGUUGUUUAUCUUCUUCCAGCCCAAUCCUUAUAGUUAUUACUUUGUAUACUAUUGCAUAUGUUUGUUCUUAGAAAAUAAAAUAUGUUUAGUUAAACCAAAAUGUAUAUUUUUAGCUUGACUUUACGACAAAUAUGGUGGGCGACACUACUAGCCCCAGUGUCGGCAUCCAAAUAAAAUUUAGGGCAAGUUGGCAUUUCCAAUUAUAACUACAAUACCUUUUUUUUCAAUUCACCUCAUACCUCACACAGUUGUUGAGGACCAACUCAUAAUAAGGUUGCAUCACUCCGUAUCAUCCUAAAUACAAAUUAUGGCCCCUGAAUGACUAGGGACUUUGGUUUAAGUUUUAGGGCACAUUGUGUCCAGUUAAAAGUUUUAGGGCAAGUUGGGAGUCUCACUAAUAACUCCUUUACCAUUCAUUCAAUUGUUAAUAUAAGUUAUGUCCCUUGAUCAACUUAACGUCAAGUUUGGUUUAAGUUGCACUCUCAAAGAUUUACCAUUUUUACAACUUUUUUAUUUUUUGUCUUGGAAAGAGCAAAUUUUUGCAUAAAUAUCUGCAAACUAAUGAUAUAAUAUUGCUGACAAAAGAUCAAAUCACAGAUUUUCAUAUUUCUGUUUAAAAAAUAAUGUUAAAUCGUUACUUACGGUUUAAGAAAUAGGCAUAAAACAUCAAUUUUUGAACUUGUUUAUGAAAAUCUGCAUUCUAAUUUUUUGUCAGUAGUCUUAAAUAACUGCCUUCCAUGAAUUUUCGCAAAAAUUGGCUCACACCAAGACAAAAAAUAAAAAAAAGUGGUCAAAAUGUUCAAUCGGUGAGAGUGCAGCUUUAAAGGUUAGGAUUUUCACAAAUUACUACAUCGUACAAUUAAUUUACAUAACUCGAGACACUUGACAUAGGUCAAUCAAGAACACUAUCGUUGGGCAGAGCGCCGUAGCAAGCAUGGUGCUAGAUGAUGGGAAAGGAUUAUGG